UACAAAGUGCCUAGCCCAGCAGCUGCAUAGAAGUCCUAACCAACUAAAGGAAACCCUCAUCCAAAGUCAACAACAAUGAAGUUAACAAUGAUCCUAAGUGUGCUAGCUAUGCUGACAGCCUUGGCCCUGGCACAGCCUGUGACCCCUGAGCCAACAGAGCUCAAGGAUCCAGAGUCGAACGACGGACAGGAAGUGGAUCAAGCAGAGAUCGACUCCGCAGGGCCAUCAGACGUAGAGGCAGCUGUUGCCCAGCUUUUACGCCAGGAGGCAGCACAGGAUGUGGCGGCGACCGAGUCACACAGUCGCCAGAAACGCGCCGUCUGUCGUUGCUACAGACGAGCUCGCAAUGCUAUCGUAUGCUAUUGCCGCUAGAGGGCGUCUUUAUAGUAAACCAAUUACUCACAAUGCUUAAUGAAAAUAAAUAAAUAUUUGUAGCCAUGAAUCAUA
Messenger RNA from Drosophila virilis, 447 nucleotides. RefSeq lists its product as uncharacterized. The record is from RefSeq and is a predicted model, not a curated record. Lineage: Eukaryota; Metazoa; Arthropoda; Insecta; Diptera; Drosophilidae.